Pieris macdunnoughi is the source of this 1239-nucleotide messenger RNA. NCBI's taxonomy places the organism in Eukaryota, Metazoa, Arthropoda, Insecta, Lepidoptera, Pieridae. The record is from the annotation of a GenBank genome assembly.
AUGCCAGCACUCACGUCACGGACUUUCCUUUACCACAUCAGCCGCAACCUGUACUGUACGCUCACUUCUUUGCUUGUUUUAGUAAUUUACUAUGGGAUUAACACGUAUAACUUAAGACCGUACAAUACUAACGAAUCGAAAGUCGAAGUCGGUACCAGUGUAGUGGAAAUAAAAUCAGAUGCCAUUCCAGAACUUCACUAUAUUCUCCUUUGGGGUGAUCCUGAUCAGGCACCCUUUAGCCACUUUGGCGAAGGCCGCUCUGUAUUUGAGGAGCACAAUUGCUCAUGGACGAACUGUUACGUCACGAGUGACAGAAACCAUUUGCCUGACUACACCCAGUUCAAGGCCGUUAUAUUCUACGGACCCUCACUUGACGAUCUGGUGAGCAGAAGUCAACUGCCACGCCGCCGAUCUCCACAUCAGCUUUAUGUAUAUCUUAGUCUGGAAUCUGCAGCCAACUACCCCGUAUGCACAGAACGCUGGAAUGGUUAUUUCAAUUUAACCUGGACCUAUCGACUAGACUCGGAUCUCGUAUGGCGUUAUUAUGAGUUUCAAAACGCAAGUGGAUUUGAUAUCGCACCGAGUGCUUCAGUCUGCUGGCAAGAGAACAAGGCGAAUUACAGGGACGAAGACCUUGCGGAAAUAGUCCGAAAAAAACGCAAGGCAGCUGCCUGGUUUGUUUCCAACUGUGACACUACCAGCAUGCGUGAAGAGCUGGGAGGACAGAUACGCCAGAAUCUGCGCAACUAUGAUCUAGAUAUUGAUAUUUACGGAGACUGCGGUAGCUUACUCUGUCCAGUUUCAGCCAUGGAUAUAUGCCUGAUGAAGUUAGAGCGAGAGUAUUAUUUUUACAUGGCAUUCGAGAAUGCAUUAAGUGACGAUUACGUUACUGAAAAGGUGGUUCACGCUCUGAAUCAUCGCACAGUGCCUAUCGUGUUUGGUGGAGCCAAUUACAGCAGGUUUCUACCCCCGGGUUCGUACCUAGACGCAAGAGAAAUGGGCGCACGGCGCACUGCGCAACGUAUAGCUGAAUUGAUCCGACGUCCAAACGAAUACAUACAACUAUUCAACUGGAGACACUAUUAUCGUGUGCGUGCAAUCGCACCGGGAAUUCAGGCUUGUCACUUGUGUGCUGCAAUCAAUAAACACCCCAUACCACGAAACACAACGAUACAAUUCCGUCGCUGGUGGACACCGUUAACCUCAUGUAGAGAUGUCAUCAUAGCGAAUUUACACUAA